GCCACAAUACACGUCGACCUGCGAUGGACCUUUGAACCGCAUGCGGUGCCGCGCCUUUUUCUUAUGACGGAUUGAUUAAGCGACGAAACAAAGGACAGCGCAAUGAAUGUGAAACUUGAUUUUGAUGUUGAGUACGAAGACGAACAACAUUGAAUAGACUUCACCAGCUCUAAUCCGUGCACAUCGACUUGCAGCCGAGAGUGGCAUACGCUUUGAGGCAACGACCGGAGACGCGCGUGGACGUUAUCGUGGGGCGAUGCUUCACGAAAUUCCACUUGCAGUUCAAAUAGAAGAGCCUAUCAUUCUUAGAGUGGGUAGUUUGGACAGAACCAGGAGCACGUCGAGACCAAGGGCAAGAACUUCUACUUCAUCUUCUAGUACUUGUACCAGUAUUUUCUCCCAACAUCACAGAGUUGUCAUCAACGUGCCUGCAGGAAUCGCAUCUAAGGUGGACUGGGAUGAGGUU
Messenger RNA from Amoebophrya sp. A25, 466 nucleotides. The record is from the annotation of a GenBank genome assembly. NCBI's taxonomy places the organism in Eukaryota, Dinophyceae, Syndiniales, Amoebophryaceae.